Messenger RNA from Coniosporium apollinis CBS 100218, 1977 nucleotides. RefSeq lists its product as uncharacterized. The record is from RefSeq and is a predicted model, not a curated record. The transcript has a single exon. The coding region runs from base 1 to 1977 and encodes 658 amino acids. NCBI's taxonomy places the organism in Eukaryota, Fungi, Ascomycota, Dothideomycetes.
AUGGACCCAUCAAACCCAAACGACAAGCGCCCAUCCAAACCCACCGAUUCCAAUGACGACCACAAUAACCCCUUCAUUACCUUCCGCCGCUUCGCCGACGACCAGAUCUCCAGCCUCGUCAACAGCGUCCUGGGCCUGCCGUCCGCCCUAUCGCGCGAUGGCAAAGCCGCAGAAGAGCAACGGCUGCCGCUGGAGAAGCAACGGUGUCCAGUCACGGGCACGUCGGCUGAGGAAGCGAGAGCGCGGGAUGACGGGAGAAUUGUGGCUAGGGAGAGGUGGUGGGUAAGGGAGGAGGAGGAGGUCCCGCUGGAGAAGCAGAAGUGUCCUGUCACUGGGACUUCGGCUGAGGAUGUUAGGGCGCGUGAGAAGAACCAGACUUGGUGGAUGAGGGGGGAGGAGAUACCGUUGGAGAGCCAACAGUGUCCCGUUACGGGUACAUCCGCUGAGGAUGCGAGGGAGAGGAAUACGCACAGCCAGCGGCCGUGGUAUCAGCAGGAAGAGCUGCCGCUUGAGAAGCAAAAGUGCCCGGUGGUUGGGAGGAGCGCUGAGGAGGCCGCUGAGUCGAGGAGGGAAGACGUGCCGCUGGAGAAGCAAUUGUGUCCGGUGACCGGUACGAGCGCGGACGAGGCAUGGCAACGCGAUGCGCGGAAACAGAGCGAGUAUGAGCCCAAGGUGUGGCACUGGAGCUGGAACUGGCAGUUUCCGCCGCCAAAUGAUCAGGCCGCUGGGUAUGGUACGAACGUCUCGAAAGAAGAGGAAGCAGAAGCCCGGAAGCAACUGGCAGGUUUCGAGAAGGAGUUCGAGGAGAUGGAGAAGCAGUUCGCGAAAGGAUGGAGAGCCAUGGACGAGCACUUUUCAAACUUUUUCGGCGGUCCGCCCGGGAAAGCGAACAGAGAAGACGAGGACCGGUCCAAGGACGAUCACAGGGACAGAUGGCGGGAGCUCAAGAGAUUCAACCAGGGCUUCAGGGUGGGAGAGGAUGACCAGUGGGAAGAGCGCGACGAUGAACGGCUUCAUGGCUUAUGGGACCGUCUUUGGGAACGACUAAACCGUAGUCCCGACGAUGCCGAGAAGGAUUCGGGAGCAGCGAGGUUUCCACCAUGGCACCAUCAACGUGAAGCCCCCUCCGAACGCGUGGAGGAACCGCUAGGCCUACAGUCAAGAUUUCCACCUCGCAGCCAGCCGCCGCGACAGCCAGGUUGGGUCAUACCAGUCAUUGAUGUAACAGGAGCAGAGACUGACCGGCGGAAGCUGGCUCAGUACCUUCGUAGCUCGCCUUACUCGCCGCUCCAUCUCGAGUGGACGAUGCCGCACCACUCGCACUAUGCUGUGGGGAAGCAGAUGCCGGACUGGCGCGUCGCUUUUGCAGAUCUGGUUCAUGCGCAGACUGGUCGCCCUUUUGGGCCAGAGCCAGAGGCCCUUGACAGAGGCUUCGACGCCAUGCAUGAUCAAUACACUCAACACCAGUACGCUCCUGGGGACAACAGACAUGCUAAGAUUGACGAACGCAACGGCACGGGCCGUCAGCACUACGUAACAGCCGUAGCUCCAACCGGCGCUCGGCCCGCUACCCAGCUGCAAGACAAUGACAGCAGAGGCCCGGAUACGGAAUUGGACAUGUACGAUCGCUUCCUCGGAUCCUCGCAAGAACGAUCCAACACAGUCCAGCCGUCCUCCGGCCACAUCCCAACAGCCUCAUCCUCAACGCAGACAGAGCCGAUCUCACAGCCCUCCGUUCUCUCCACCCUCACCACCACAGAGCGCACUGUGCAGCCCGAUGGCACUACAAUGACAAAGGUUAUCUUGAAGAAGCGCUUCGCGGAUGGUAAGGAGGAGUCCAGCGAGACUGUUCACGUGACGCAAGGACAGGGAAGCACGGAUGAGAGUCCGCAUCUACCAUCUAGCACACCGUCGGCGGGGGGCGUAAGUCAGGAACAGCGCGGGUCGAAGAAGAGAGGGUGGUUCUGGUCAGGGUAG